GCCGCGAUGACGCACCGCAGCGCCGGAAGCUCAUUAGAAGGCGAAGAAGAACAGUAGGUGGGAAAACCCGUGUCAAAGAAGAACGUAACACACUAAAUAGAAAAGAUACAUCUUCAGAAUGCUUCCCCUGUCUCUGCUGAAGACUGCCCAGAACCAUCCUAUGCUGGUGGAGCUGAAGAAUGGAGAGACGUACAACGGCCACCUGGUCAGCUGUGAUAACUGGAUGAACAUCAACCUUAGAGAAGUCAUCUGCACCUCCAGGGAUGGAGAUAAGUUCUGGAGGAUGCCUGAGUGCUACAUCCGAGGAAGCACCAUCAAAUAUCUGCGAAUCCCCGAUGAGAUCAUCGACAUGGUGAAGGAGGAGGUGGUGUCGAAGGGCCGCGGACGUGGAGGCGCCCAGCAGAACAAACAGCAGGGCAAAGGCAGAGGAGGAGCCGGCCGAGGUCUGUUUGGAGGCCGUGGUCGAGGGAUGACCGGUCCUGGUCGGGGCCAGCAGCAACAGCAGCAGCAGCAGCAGCCGGAUAAGAAACCAGGCAAACCACCAGGAAUGAAGAACCAGCACUGACAGACGACGAUGCACAUUUUACUACACAUCCUGUUAAUCAGACCGAUUCCUCCUUCAGUACAUGAAGAUAAAAGUGAACUCUGGUGUUUCUUUCUGCUGUGAUGUUUGUUGGGACUGAUCGUUGCAGGAGCCACACUGGGAAGCAUAGAGAGAAGAUGUGCUUUUGCACUGAAUUUUGUUUUUUAGAAUCUGGAAGUUGAUAUUAACCUUUUUUUUUAUGACCAUAUGCCAGUUUAUCAGUCAGAGAUGGCAGGUUUCUCCUUUAGUAUAAAUGUAUGCAUCAUAACAGCAAAACCAUUUUGGAUCAUAAACCAUAUUUUCUUUUCCCAAAUCAGGUUUCCAUCUGUUGCUACACUGGAACUAGUGUUUUAGGUUAUUUCUCAUGGUUGUUUAAUUUGUAGUUUUCAGCGUAGAAAGCACCCAGCCCCAGCUUCUGCUGCAUGAUUAUUGUUUUUUUAGUUUGCUCUUCAUUCUUGUGUUGUUUGUGACGUUCUGUGGUUUGCUGUGCUGUACAAUCUGAGCACAGCAGGAGAACAGUAGACGGACAACAAGGAGACAAAGUUUUGGUUCUUGAAAAUGAACACUUUUGUUAAGGCAUUUGUAAGACAACACAUGAUGAUAAUUAGGAUUUCUAGAAAAAAAGAUUCUCAUAUUCUUAAGUCUGAAAAGGAUAAGUCCAGCAUACGUCGUGUUGGUUGGGUUUCAUUUUAUUUUUGUAACAAAAGACGAUAUUGUAAUUUAUUUACAUGAGAACAUGAGAAUAAAACACCUUUUGUUAAA
Amphiprion ocellaris (clown anemonefish) is the source of this 1345-nucleotide messenger RNA. It is a transcript of the gene lsm4, whose product is annotated as LSM4 homolog, U6 small nuclear RNA and mRNA degradation associated. The record is from RefSeq and is a predicted model, not a curated record. Bases 119 to 565 code for a protein of 148 amino acids. Gene Ontology annotation, cellular component: U6 snRNP; spliceosomal tri-snRNP complex; P-body. NCBI's taxonomy places the organism in Eukaryota, Metazoa, Chordata, Actinopteri, Pomacentridae. The transcript is spliced from 5 exons. Gene Ontology annotation, biological process: mRNA splicing, via spliceosome; spliceosomal snRNP assembly; P-body assembly. Gene Ontology annotation, molecular function: U6 snRNA binding.